Aethina tumida (small hive beetle) is the source of this 1828-nucleotide messenger RNA. Its product is annotated as facilitated trehalose transporter Tret1. Gene Ontology annotation, molecular function: transmembrane transporter activity. Gene Ontology annotation, cellular component: membrane. The transcript has 2 exons. Lineage: Eukaryota; Metazoa; Arthropoda; Insecta; Coleoptera; Nitidulidae. Bases 425 to 1771 code for a protein of 448 amino acids. The record is from RefSeq and is a predicted model, not a curated record. Gene Ontology annotation, biological process: transmembrane transport.
UUAAUUAGAUUAUCAACAACAAUACAGUAAAAAUUUAAUCUAAUCGGUGAAACAAAAAAAAUUAGUAUUACAAAUAGCUAUUCAUUUACUAGUGGAAAUAUUGAAGGUCAGAUUAAUAUUACAUCUCUAACCUCUAACUUACAAUUAAAAAAAUGUAAUGAAUACAUAAAGAUUCAAGUCAAUUCGUUCAAACGAACAACAAUUAAUAACAAAAUCAAUUAAGGACAUUUUUAAUCGUUCUAAAUGUGACCGCGUCCACUUUCUGAAAGUAGACGCGACAAAAAAACACACACACACACAUCGACCAUCAAUUAGAAAUAAUAAAAUAAUCACUCUCACACAGACAAACACAAAUAAUUCAUAAACUGACUGAAAUAAUUUGUUACAUAUUGGAAAAAUUAAAUUUUAAGUGUGUAAAAUUAAAAUGGUGAAAUUAGAAGUGCUAAUUGUGACAAUCGUAGGUAACAUCUUGGCUCUAACGGGCGACACGACGUUGACAUGGUCGUCGCCAAUGAUCCCCAAGUUGGAGGCCAACUCCACCACAACAAAUCCAUUGGGCCGACCAAUAAACGAAGAGGAGAUUUCGUGGAUCGGCUCGCUGCAAUACAUCGGAGCGAUGGUAGGAAUUUUUCCCUUCGGACUUUUGGCAGAUAGAAUCGGCCGCAAAAAGACUCUGCUGAUAUUGGCCGUUCCGCAUUUCGUUUCGUUUCUCCUGUUCGCUUUCGCCAAAGACAUUAUUUGGUUCUAUUUGGGUCGGUUUCUGGGCGGCGUCUCCCUUUCUUCGGUCUACAUCGUUUUGCCCAUGUACAUUGCGGAAAUCGCAGAGGAUUCCUACCGAGGAAUGUUGCUGAUGUCGUACAGCACUUUCGCCAGUUUUGGGGACUUGUUGCCCUAUAUUUUGGGUCCGUAUGUUUCGUUGAUGUGGUUCAACGUUACUCUGGCAAUUCUGCCCGCUCUUUUCGUCAUAACAUUUGGGCUGGUGGCCCCCGAAAGUCCCUACUACUUCGUCAAGAAAGGAAACGUCAAGAAGGCCGAACAAGUGUUAUUGAAGUUGGAUCUUGACGAAAAGAUGACCUUUCAAGCGAUCGAAAAGGAAGUGGAGAGGACGAGUGCGAAAGACAUAGUAAAAAGUCUGAGGAGCAAACACGUCCAAAAGGGAUUCCUUAUAGCUCUCAGUUUGAGUUCGCUGCAACAACUCUCGGGAAUAAGUGCGGUUUUAUCGUACACGGAAAUAAUUUUUCGCGGCGGCGGAACCGAACUGAACGCAGAAGAAUCCGCAAUCGUCGUGGGUGUUGUGCUCUUUUUGGCCAGUUUUUGCGGUCCGCUGUUGGUCGACCGAAGGGGUAGAAAGUUCCUGCUGAUCUGUUCGUCACUCGGAAUGGUGGUGUCACAAAUCGUCCUCGGUAUUUACUACGUCCUGUUAGAUGCAAACCAUCACCUGGGCGGCUACACUUGGUUGCCCAUUUUAUGUUUGGUCAUCUUCACCAUAACAUUCAACAUCGGAUUUGGACCGUUACCUUUCACGAUCACUUCCGAAAUUUUGCCGUCAAACGUAAAAUUCUUUUUGGCCACGAUAACCGGUUGCUGUGGCUGGUUGGCAUCCUUUUUGGUCUCGAAGUUUUUCAACGAUUUAAACAACACUCUUGGAAGAGGCGAAACGUUUUGGCUUUUUUCCGGAUUUAACGUUGUUGCGCUGUUGUUUGUAAUAUUCUAUGUUCCCGAAACAAAGGGACUCAGUUUUCAAGAGAUACAACAACUACUUGCAAAAUAAUAUGAUUAAUUGUUUUAUGAUUGUACUUAAUUUAAUAUAAAUAGUAUUAAAUAGUGA